Elephantulus edwardii (Cape elephant shrew) is the source of this 1098-nucleotide messenger RNA. RefSeq names its product carbonic anhydrase 15-like. Bases 1 to 1098 code for a protein of 365 amino acids. Gene Ontology annotation, molecular function: carbonate dehydratase activity; zinc ion binding. The transcript has 8 exons. NCBI's taxonomy places the organism in Eukaryota, Metazoa, Chordata, Mammalia, Macroscelidea, Macroscelididae. Gene Ontology annotation, cellular component: plasma membrane. The record is from RefSeq and is a predicted model, not a curated record.
AUGCUCGCGCCGCUGCUCUUGUUCACUGCCAAGUCCUGCCGAGCCGCUGCCGCUGCUGCUAUGCGCCACCAGUCUCCAUCGCCCCGUCCUUCUUGGUCAGUGCUGUACGCCAACACAAUGCAACUUUCGGGCUUAGUCCUCGUCUGCCUUGCGGUCCAGCUGGGCACGCGCGCGGAACUGGAGGACGCCUGGUGUUACGACUCCCAGGACCCCAAGUGUGGCCCCACCCGCUGGAAGGAGAUGGCCCCUGCUUGUGGGGGCCCAUCUCAGUCCCCCAUCAACAUCAACCUCCACCUGGUCCAGCGGGACCCUACCCUGGGGCCUUUCAUCUUCCAGGGAUAUGACUCUGCACCCUCAGGCCCAUGGACACUGGAGAAUAAUGGCCGCACAGUGCUCCUGCACGUGGACUCGAACACUCAGAGCAGACUGGAGAUGCGCGGGGCAGGGCUGCCACCUCCAGGCUACCGCGCGCUGCAACUGCAUUUCCACUGGGGUGCGCCGGCCCACGCUGGCUCAGAGCACAGUCUGGACGGACAGCGCCGCCCCAUGGAGAUGCAUGUGCUCCACGUAAACACGCGCUACAGGACCAUGCAGGAGGCGCUGGGUCACCCUGACGGGCUCGCCGUGCUAGCCGUGCUGUUGGCAGAGCAGGAAGCUAACAAUGCCAACUUCUCCGUCCUCGUGUCUGGGCUGAAGAAUGUGUCCCGACGUGGGCUUUCGGCGAAGCUGGCGUCCACUUUUCCUCUGGCUUCUGUGUUGCCGGGUGCCACCAGCCUCUCGCGCUACUACCGCUACUCGGGGUCGCUGACCACUCCCGGCUGCGAGCCCUCAGUGCUCUGGACCGUCUUCGAAGACCCUGUGUGCCUCGGGCGCACGCAGGUGGCGCAGUUCCAGACGGCGCUCCAGGCCGGGUCCCCGGGCUCCCGCACCCGGUUACUCGUUGACAACUUCCGUCCGCAGCAGCCACUGGAGGGGCGCAGGGUGGCGGCCUCUCCCGGCGCCUCGGUUCGGGCGGUGGCCCCUCGCCCUGGCCCAGCUUGCCUGCUCGAGGCUUUGCUGGGCUUGGAGCUCAGCCAGCGGCUCUUUAGAGGCUUGUAG